Messenger RNA from Onthophagus taurus, 1206 nucleotides. Its product is annotated as retinol dehydrogenase 14-like. NCBI's taxonomy places the organism in Eukaryota, Metazoa, Arthropoda, Insecta, Coleoptera, Scarabaeidae. The record is from RefSeq and is a predicted model, not a curated record.
UUAUCUGUAGCAUCUUCUCGAAGUGAAUAAGUGUAUUUCUAGUUCAGUAGACAUUGCAUUUACGUUUCGUCAUCUUUAUUAUCUUUACAAGCGUUAUAUAAAUAGUUGCGACACACUUAAUAUUGAGCAGUCGAAGGCACACUUUAUUUUUUAGUCAUCGUGAUUCGGUUUUAAAUCGUUCACUAUGGCUUGUUUAAGUUGCAUCGGUAUAUUUGUUGUAAUAUCAGCAGUGGCUCUUAAAAUUUAUAUUAAAUUAAACACACGAUGGAAUGGGAGUUAUACAUGUUUAAAAGGAAAAACAGCUAUUGUUACAGGGUCAAAUACGGGGCUUGGCUAUGAAAACGCGUUGGAUUUUGCUAUGAGAGGGGCCCGAGUAAUUUUAGCUUGUAGGAGUAAAAGUAGAGCGGAUGAAGCACGAGAUAAAAUUGUCGCUAAAACAGGAAAUCAAAAUGUAGUGGUUAAAUUAUUAGAUUUACAGUCGUUUAAAUCAAUAAGAGAUUUUUGUGAGGAUAUUAAUAAAAACGAGGAAAGUUUAGAUAUUUUAGUAAACAACGCUGGAGUUGCGUAUUUAGGUGAAGGUAAAACCGAAGAUGGAUUAUUAAAAGUUAUGCAAACAAAUCAUUUUGGACCGUUUUUAUUAACACAUUUAUUAAUAGAUAAAUUAAAAAAAUCCACACCAAGUCGAAUAGUAAACGUAUCAUCAUUCCUAGCUAAAUCGGCAGAUUUAAAACUCGACCAAAUCAACGAAUAUCCAAAAACAUCAACUGUACAAGCCGAAAAUAUGUUGUAUAAUAACACAAAAUUAUGCAAUCUCUUAUUUACGAUAGAAUUAGCCAAAAAACUCGAAGGAACCGGCGUAACUGUUUUAGCGGCACAUCCGGGAGCUACAACAACCGAAUUGGGUAGAGGAUUAAACAAAUUCAUCCUUAUGGCUUUUGAUGUGUUGAGAACGUUGUAUUUUUGGAAACCCGUCGAAGGAGCGCAAUGUCAAAUUUAUUGUUCCGUUGCUAAAAACUUAGAAAUAUAUCAUGGGGAGUUUUUUGGAAAUUGUAAAAAGAUAGAAAUGUACGAGAAAGCUAAAGAUGUCGUUUUGGGGAAAGCUUUGUGGAGAAAAAGUGAGGAGAUGACUAAAUUAGGAGAGAACGAGAAACUUUAAUUUAAAAUUGUUGUCUAUUUUUUUUUUUAAUAUAAUUGUUAAAUUAUUAA